GCUUAAAUCAAACUUUGUACGAUGGAAUAUGAUUUGAUUAUUGUGGGUGCUGGUGUGGUAGGCUGUGCCGCUGCAAGGGCAUUUGGAGAAGAUGGACGUAAAGUGCUCUUAUUAGAACGUGACCUGUCUGAGCCGGAUCGCAUUGUAGGUGAGCUAAUGCAACCAGGUGGUAUGCAAGCUUUAGAAGAACUAGGCAUGAAAGAUUGCACCGAGAACAUUAAUGCUGUGAACUGUUUCGGCUAUGGUGUCUACCGAAAUGGACAAUACGUUGAGCUUCCUUAUACAGAUAACCCAGCCAGUGGUAAGCAGUACCGUGGUGUCUCGUUUCAUCAUGGUCGUUUCAUCCAAAGCUUACGAGCCUCUGCCACACGUACUGCUAACGUUACGGUGCAAGAACGAACAGUAUCUCGCCUGAUUGAAAAGGAUGAUAAAGUUAUAGGGGUAGCUACGAUGCAAGGGAAGAAAGAAGAGGAAUUUUAUGCGCCGCUUACGUUAGUUGCGGACGGGAUUUUCUCCAAAUUUCGAAAGGAGUUCACUGAUAUACAAACCGACGUAAUGUCCCAUUUUGUUGGCUUUAUUAUUCACGAUUAUCAGUUACCAUUUCCACAAAAGGGCUUUGUAUGUAUCGCCAAACCAUCACCCAUUUUGAUGUAUCAGAUUAGUGAACAUGAUACCCGUAUUCUUGUGGAUGUUCCCGGUCGAGACUUACCGAAAUCUGGCGAGCUUAAAAAGUAUAUGGAAGAAAUUAUCUGUCCUCAAAUUCCUAGCGAUAUGCAAGCCAAAUUUAUGGAGGCGCUUCAAACAGAACGCUUACGGCCUAUGCCUUCAGGUUUUUUACCACCGACCAUCAACCAACGUAACGGCACUAUUCUUUUGGGCGAUGCGUUAAAUGUAAGAUCACCGCUGACAGGUGGUGGGAUGACAGUGGCGUUGAGGGAUGUGAUCACAUGUCGGGAAUUAUUGUCAAGAGAGAAUAUUGCAUCCUUUGAGGACUCUGAUCUAAUUUUGCAAGCUAUGGGCGCAUUUCACUGGAAACGCAAACGUUACUCAACCUGUAUAAAUGUGUUGGCUAUGUCGUUGUAUGCACUAUUUGCAGCUCAGACACCCGAGAUGCUGGUGCUUCAAAACGGCUGUUUUGAAUAUUUCAAGCUGGGAGGUGAUUGUAUUGAUGGUCCUAUUGAACUCUUAUCAGGCAUUCGACAAUCACCAUUAUCAUUGAUUUAUCAUUUCUUUCGCGUGGCUUUCUAUUCUAUUCACAUCAUGUUUCAAACUGGCACCAUCUAUCAUAACCUGAUUCAAGCAUGGUCUGUUUUUUAUACAGCCUGUGUUGUGAUCUUGCCCUUUCUAUGGGGCGAGUUCAAGCUUUAACAUAUAUACCCCCCCCCUUAUAAUAAAAUCAGGCCAUUUUUUUUUUACAUGUGAUUUAUAAUUAAAAU
Messenger RNA from Mucor mucedo, 1436 nucleotides. Its product is annotated as squalene epoxidase-domain-containing protein. Gene Ontology annotation, molecular function: flavin adenine dinucleotide binding; squalene monooxygenase activity. Bases 22 to 1368 code for a protein of 448 amino acids. Gene Ontology annotation, biological process: ergosterol biosynthetic process. Gene Ontology annotation, cellular component: endoplasmic reticulum; membrane. Lineage: Eukaryota; Fungi; Mucoromycota; Mucoromycetes; Mucorales; Mucoraceae. The record is from RefSeq and is a predicted model, not a curated record. The transcript is spliced from 2 exons.